UUCAGUGAAGCUAUGCACAAAUCAACAUAGCUUAGAGCGUUUUGAGUCCACACCUUGGGAGUAUUGGAGUGAGAAGAAUCACUACAGUCUCUCAGAAAAAGAUCUUUCUCUUGGGGGUCUUAAAAAACUUGCCUUGGAAGACAGACGCCUUUUGUGGCGGGUUAUAUACGCUACACGCAAAGUACAACUUACUAUUGUUUGAAACCACAGAAUGGCAACGGCUUGCCUAGUAGUUCUUCUCUCUGCGUUAUCAUUGCCGAGCAAUUCUUUAACUCUUGCUCAGCAGCUCAAUGCCACUGAGGGCCAAGGCCAAAUUGCGGAAGGUAUCCCUACAAGACGACAACAAAUACUUACUGGGCCAAAUGUGUGCGGCGGUCGAAUCAAUCCUCAGUGCUGUCCCGGAUGGCAACAAAGGGCUUCCGUUGGGCUUUGCAUAGUGCCGAUGUGCAGGUAUGGCUGCGGGACAGGUGUGUGUUUUAGACCUGGCGUCUGCCGUUGUCCUAACGGUGCAUAUAGUCCAUCGUGCAGUGGGGUCCAGGUACAAGGUGGACAAUGCAACGUAUUGUGUUUUAAUGGUGGAACUUGCAACAAAGAUAACUGCACCUGUAAAAAUGGAUUCACUGGAAAGUUCUGUCAGUCACCCAUUUGUCAGGAACAGUGUCUCAAUGGAGGUCGUUGUGUUGGACCUGACAAGUGCGCAUGUCCUUACGGAUUUACUGGAAACCGCUGCCAGCAAGAUUAUAGGGUUGGUCCUUGUUACACCAAAGUUAGGAACCGAAUGUGUCACAACCAGUUACGGGGUGUGGUCUGCACAAGACUCACGUGCUGUGCAACUAUUGGACAAGCGUGGGGCAACCCGUGUGAACGCUGCCCUGGGAAACCAGAGCCUUGUGAUCGAGGAUUUCUCCCAAAUUUUCGGAGCAAGGCAUGCCAAGACAUUGAUGAGUGUAAAGCUAUCCCAAAGAUCUGUUCGGGCGGAAGAUGUAUCAACAACAUUGGGAGCUACCGCUGUGAAUGUCCCGCGGGCAAAAAACUAAACACGGACUCUCAGAAAUGCAUCGACAUGGACGAGUGCACCGAGAUCCCGGGCAUCUGUGCAAACGGCCGGUGCGAGAACACAGACGGUAGUUUUCGAUGUGUUUGCAAAGAAGGAUUCAUUCUAAACGAGGACAAAAGCUUUUGUAUAAGCAAAAAAUCCGGGUAUUGUUAUCAACGAGUGGUGAAUAACUACUGUGUUGACCAGUCGUCUUCAAACAGAACUAAACAUGGCUGUUGUUGCUCCAAAGAGAGUCCUGCUGGGUGGGGACCGCUCUGUGAACGAUGUCCUUCCCAACAAACACCGGAAUACUCAGAAUUGUGUCCAAACGUUUCUAUUCCAGUGGACGAGUGUAAAAGGCAAGGGGACCCUUGUCCUAAUGGCAGAUGCAUCAACGUUCCAAGUGGUUUCCUCUGCUUGUGUAAUACAGGAUAUGUUCUCGGACGAGACAAUAAGUGUCUUGAUAAAGACGAGUGUUCAGCGGAUUCGCGGCUGUGUAGAAAUGGGCGUUGUAUUAAUAUGGAAGGUAGUUACAGAUGCGAGUGUAACCCUGGCUUCCAAGUCUCUUCUGAUGGAAAAAGGUGUUCUCGAGGAGUCGAUCCAUGCUCGCAGUCAGGUGUUUGUGAAAAUGGCGCUUGUGUGAACACAAGAGAUGGGUUCACUUGUCAAUGUCGAGGCGGAUACGCAUUGACCUCUGACAAAAGAACAUGCACAGAUAUCGAUGAGUGUAAGUCCCAGUCCGUCUGCAGUAACGGCCAGUGUACUAACUACCCCGGAGGUUAUGAAUGCUCAUGUGCUACUGGGUUUGAACCAAGCUCUGACAUGCGCCAUUGUAACGACAUAGACGAAUGUCGUACCCCGGGACUCUGUGACAAUGGAACGUGCGUGAACAAUCGUGGAUCAUACCGCUGUACAUGCAACAAAGGGUUCCAAAGUACAACAGAUCCAAGAGUUUGCAGGGACAUCAAUGAGUGCCUCCAGAAUAAUAUUUGUAUGAAUGGUCGCUGUGUGAAUGAACCAGGUAGCUUUAAAUGCGUUUGUGAACGAGGUUUCACCCCAAGCGCUGACGGCAAAGCUUGCAUAGAUACCACCCUUGGUCGCUGCUACGCUAAAGUGGAGAGCAGCCGAUGUUCCGAGCCCCUGAUGAGAUUUCUUACGCUCUCUCAGUGUUGCUGUGGAAUGGAGAAUGGUGGCCAGCGAGGGUGGGAUGAUCCAUGUACGCCGUGCCCUCUAAAGGGCACAGAAAGUUACGAACGAGUGUGUUGUAAAGGACCCGGAAUGACUUGCGGUGGAGAUGAUGUUGAUGAAUGUGUGAAUAAUGCUGGAAUGAAGACAAAUGUGUGUACCAAUGGACAGUGUCAAAACACAAUGAAGGAUUAUAUCUGUGUUUGCAAUCCAGGCUACCGCAGCGAUGUUACUAAAAAGCUAUGCAAUGAUAUCGACGAGUGCAGAGAAGAUCGACGGCUUUGCCUAAAUGGAAUCUGUCAAAACUUACCCGGAACUUUCUCCUGUGAUUGCCCCAAAGGAUACUCCUUAAACACCCAAUCGACAACCUGCGAAGAUAUUGAUGAAUGCGCCCUUGAGGGUCAGUGUGUUGCUGGAACGUGUAUAAAUUCGCCUGGGAGUUUUCGAUGUCAGUGUCCUCGUUAUUACGAAUUAGAUAAAUCGGGCAGAAUUUGCAAAGACAAAAGAACAGGGCAGUGUUGGACGAAAAUCAUGAACAGUCGCUGCGAGGAAUCCAUUAAUGGCGACGUUUCGUUAGAAAUGUGUUGUAACACCAUAGGUAAAGGCUGGGGAAGUCCCUGUAAAGAAUGUCCUCCCAGAAAAGGAGAUGAACGGUGCGCUCUGGGGUACGCCAUUCAAGAUAAACCACGGUGUACAGACAUCGACGAGUGCAUCCAGUUCCCUGGCUUGUGUAAAAAUGGAAUCUGUCGUAAUACUCUAGGUAGCUUUGUUUGCGAGUGUUCUGCAGGCUUGACCUUGGACUUUACACAGAAAAACUGCGUGGAUCUACGGGAGGACGUGUGUUACGGUUCUGUCUCCUCCAGUGGCUGCGAGACGCCCUAUCGCGGAAGGUACAAGAAAGUAGACUGCUGUUGUUCUAAGGUGGGAGCAGGCUGGGGUAAUCCAUGCCAAGAAUGUCCCUUAGAGAACACAGAUCCGUUUGAAGAACUGUGCGGCAACCGAAGAAAAGGAUUCAAGACAGUUGAUACUCUGACUGGACCGAGAGUUGAAGAUAUAAACGAAUGUGCGAUUCAAGGCAUUUGUAACAACGGACAAUGUGUAAACGCACAAGGAGGAUUCCAGUGCGAAUGUACACCAGGGUACGCCUUGGACAGCGAGGGAAAAGACUGUUUGGAUAUCGAUGAAUGUCGAAUUUCUGCGGGAAUGUGUGGUAAUGGGACUUGCACCAACCUUGCUGGCACCUUUCGCUGUGACUGCUUUACUGGAUUUGAGAAUGCUCCAAUGAUGAUGGAGGUUUGUAUUGACAUCGAUGAAUGCGAGCGGGAGCCUUGUGCAAACGGCACAUGCGUGAAUACUGAAGGAAGCUAUAAGUGCAUUUGUCCGAACGGAAUGGAACUUAUGAAGGAUGGCGUGACGUGUGAAGACGAAGAUGAAUGUUCAGAUCCAAACAAAUGCCGUAAUGGUGUUUGUCAAAACUUCCGCGGAGGCUAUCAGUGUUUGUGUGACCCUGGUUUCGUGGUCACGGAGGACAUGAAGGCGUGUGUAGAUAUAGACGAGUGUCAAGUGGAUAACGGUACCUGUCAGGAAGUGUGUAACAACACUCUUGGUAGCUUUGAGUGUGACUGUAGGGCAGGUUUCACGUUACAACCUGACGGAGUGACAUGUGGAGAUAUCAACGAGUGUUCGCUUGGCGUGGACAUUUGCGGGACGGGGAACACGUGCAGGAACUCCGAAGGCGGGUACUAUUGUACGUGUGGGCCUGGGUACGUGUCUGCUGUUGACAGGAGAUCCUGCAUUGACGUGGAUGAAUGUCAAAACGAUCCUCAGCUUUGUAUUAAUGGUGUCUGUCGAAACACUCAAGGCUCGUUUGAAUGUCUCUGUGGCAUUGGAUACGUUCUGGCUAAAGAGACAACUGCAUGUAUUGAUGUUGAUGAAUGUAAGAUAGACCUGCAUCAAUGCGGUGACAAUGCUAACUGUACCAAUAGUAUUGGCAGCUUCACAUGCGAUUGUAAACCUGGAUUCGCCGGAAGUGGCAAUGAAUGCAUAGAUAUCGACGAGUGUGUAACAGGAGCUGCCAGGUGUCAUGAGAACAGCAUGUGUGUCAACAUUCCAGGCUCUUUCAGUUGUGUAUGUGGACCAGGUUACACAGGAGAUGGUUCUUCCUGUAACGAUAUCGACGAAUGUCUACUGGAGGACAAUCUUUGUGAUCACGGACAGUGCACUAAUAAAGCUGGCUCAUAUGAAUGCGAAUGUGAGCUUGGAUAUAUACCAGCUGAAGAUAAAAAGAGCUGUGUUGAUAUCGAUGAAUGCAGAAUGUUUCCAUUGUGUAAAAAUGGCCGGUGUGAAAACAUGCCGGGAAUGUUUCGUUGUGAUUGUGAUGAUGGAUUUCAGCUGAAUAAACAAGGCAUUAACUGUACAGACAUCGAUGAAUGCUCUGUGACGGGAAUGUGUAUAAACGGUCGCUGCGUAAACGAAAUGGGUACAUACCGCUGUGAAUGCGACGGCGACUUCAUGCCAAACCCUGCGGGUUCAGGAUGCAUUGAUAUGCGAAAAGGGAAGUGUCAUUUAAGUGUUGUGAAUGACACUUGUAUGAACCCGCUACCCUCUGCUUUUCGCGCCGUGUGCUGUUGUACGUCAGGAAAAGCCUGGGGAGAACCGUGCGAACCGUGUCCUCAGAAGGGGACUGAGGAGUUUCUCCGGCUCUGUCCCGGUGGGAUAGGAUUUGUACCCGAUCCUUUCACUCUUGUCAUCAAGGAUGUGGACGAAUGCCGGGAGCUCCCGGGGGUAUGUAGUCAAGGCCGAUGUCUAAACACUCUUGGAAGCUAUGAUUGCUUCUGUCCUAAAGGGUUCAAACACGACAUUUCUUCUGGAAAAUGCAUUGAUGUCGACGAGUGCAAAGAACUAAUUUUCAUUUGUGGCCUUGAUGGGAUAUGCAUCAACACAAACGGAAGUUAUGAGUGUGUCUGCCCCGAAGGACAAAAACCAAACCCGGACGAUAAACGCUGUGAAGACAAUCGACCGCAAGAGUGUUUCAUGGAAGUGGAGAAUGAAGCGGCCUUAAAUCCUGUUUGCAAGGGAAAGUUUUCCAAGAACGUGACGAGGGCCGAUUGUUGUUGUACUGGGGUGGGCGCAGCGUUUGGCGCAGAGUGCAAGCUGUGUCCUAAGAAUAAUUCAAUCGAAUGGACAGCCUUGUGCCUGGCCAUAACACAUGUGACACCAACGACGGGCAGUGAAAUAACUGGUCCCACUUCCGAACCCUCCGGGGUCGUUCGCCCUCCUGAAGGGGUUACGACCCCAUCAACCACAGCCAAGCCUGUGACACCAUCACCAAGAGUCGUGAAUGAGUGCGAACUGUUUCCAGAGUUAUGUUUGUACGGAAAAUGCAUCGACACGCGAAACAGCUACAGAUGUGAAUGUCCGCUUGGCUACAAGCUAAACCCACGAGGUGUAAUGUGUAAAGAUGUGGAUGAAUGCCAGAUGUCUCCUUGUAAGAAUGGCACCUGUCGAAACACCUUUGGCAGUUUCCUAUGUACUUGUCCAGAUGGAUCAAAACUCGAUAUUACAGGACUGGCCUGCGUAGAUCUAGACGAAUGUCUUGAACCAGGAUACUGUGAACGUGGGCGAUGCGAAAAUUUUAUCGGUGGCUUUGAUUGCCGGUGUAACAGAGGAUAUCAGAUAACAACUGACGGAAAGACGUGUGUAGAUGUGGACGAGUGCUCGCAGAUCAGCGGUAUUUGUGUCAACGGGACGUGCAUCAACACACAGGGAUCUUUCCGUUGCAAUUGCUUUAAUGGAUUUAGGCUUGACCGUCGAGGCUACUGUAAAGAUAUUGAUGAGUGUUCAGCCGUUGUUGGUGUAUGUCGAAAUGGACGAUGUACUAAUACUAUUGGCGGCUUCAGUUGCGAUUGUAUCCCAGGAUACACCGUCACCCCUGACAGAAUGCGAUGCAGAGAUAUCGACGAGUGUACAGAAGUGCCACGAUUUUGUGAGAAUGGUAUUUGUACCAAUACCAUCGGUGGUUCACGGUGCGAGUGCAUGACGGGAUUUAAACUGAACGAGGCAGGGGGUGCUUGUCAAGAUGUAAAUGAGUGUGAUGAAAAUCCGAACUAUUGUCAAGUUGGUGGUCAAUGUGUGAACACAGAGGGAAGCUACCGCUGUCUCUGUAAUAAAGGUUACGAAGUUGGUAACGGUGGAAGCCACUGCAUUGAUGUGCGAGUGGGUUACUGCUUUGAAAAGUUUGACGAGGAAGGGUGCACUAAACCUAAUAGUCGCGAGAUGAGAAAAGCCAUGUGCUGUUGUACCGUUGGAGCCGGCUGGGGUGACCCAUGUGAACUGUGCCCGCAGAAGAAUACCUCUGCGUUUACCCAAUUGUGUCCCAAUGGUGUUGGAUUUGUAAUGAACAGGCACGGUGUUACAGACGUAAAUGAAUGUCUGCACAUAGCGAGUCUUUGUGAAAAUGGAGAGUGCAUCAACAACGAUGGAAGUUAUCGGUGCAAAUGCAAGAUGGGAUAUAAGCUUGAUGAAACUGGAAAGAAGUGUGUCGAUGAAGAUGAAUGUGAGACGCCCGGUGUAUGUGGUAAUGGUCUUUGCGUCAAUACAGAAGGUUCUUACACAUGUAAUUGUCCAAAGGGCUAUGCCGCAGGCCGCCUUUCCCCGCGUUGUGCUGAUAUCAAUGAGUGUGUAAAAAGCAGCGAUCUUUGCGCGUUCCGUUGUGUGAAUCAGCCGGGAAGCUACCGAUGUAUCUGUCCCCGUGGAUUCGACUUGGCUCCUGACAAGAUUCAUUGCAGAGAUAUCAAUGAAUGCAGAGAAAACACUAGAUUGUGUCCCUUCGUUUGUAAGAAUUUUAUUGGCGGUUUUAGGUGCAGGUGUCCCGCUGGCUUCAGGGGAAAUGGUCGGAUAUGUGAAGAUAUCAACGAAUGUCAAGAAAAGUCGGAUAUUUGUCAGAAUGGCGCGUGCAGAAACCUUGCGGGAACUUAUAUCUGCGACUGCGACUCGGGGUAUCAACGGAGUGAGGAUGGAACAGAGUGUGAAGAUACACGAAAGGGACUUUGCUUCGCUGUUGUAAGGAACAACAUGUGUGAAGCUGUCGCGAAGGAAAUGAUGCAGGUCCGAAAGAAGGAAUGCUGUUGUACAGCCGGGAAGGCCUGGGGCACAAACUGCCAGUUGUGUCCGAGAAAGAAAACUGCUGAAUAUGGUAAACUUUGCAAAACUAUGGCACAAAAAAAAGACAAUAUGACACAUAUAUGUGAGAUGAUCUCAAGCUUGUGUCAGAAUGGCAAGUGCAUGAAUAUUCGUGGGGGAUACCGCUGCAUGUGUAACGUGGGCUACAAACUGACCAUGGAUGCGAAGCGAUGCUUAGAUAUCGAUGAGUGCGCUAAAGAUUCCAGUAUUUGUCAGUUUACUUGUGCAAAUACUGAUGGUUCCUACAAAUGCAGCUGUCCUAUUGGAUAUGUGCUGCGAGCAGAUCAAAAAACAUGUACAGAUGAAAAUGAAUGCACAACGGGUCGACAUAACUGUCAGCACAGCUGCACCAAUGUUCCCGGCAGCUUCCGCUGUGGCUGUCCUGAUGGAUACAUGAGAAAUGGAAUCACGUGUGUUGACAAAGACGAAUGUAUGACUGAUAACGGCAUCUGCGGAUUUGGAAUGUGUGAGAACUUGCCGGGAUCUUACAAAUGCGUGUGUAACCGUGGUUACACUUACGACGAUAAAACAAAGAAAUGCGUUGGUAAUAACCGAUGUACCGGAAAUGCGUGUCAAUAUGGUUGUCUCAACCUCGGGGGUGGAUAUCGAUGUGGAUGUCCCCCGGGAUUUACGCAGGAUUUUUACUUUAAUCAGUGUGUGGAUAUCAACGAGUGUCGCAGCAGCCUUACUUGUGGACGGGCGCAGUGCAGGAACACAUUAGGAGCGUAUUAUUGCACCUGUCAUCACGGAUAUGUGCUCAAUCCAGAUGGCCGAUCGUGUCAAGAUAUGAACGAGUGUGCCCUGGGACUAAGCCCCUGUAGCUUUGGAUGCGACAACAAGCAAGGUGGAUUCAGCUGCCGGUGCCCACAUAGUUAUCAACCUAUAGGGGGAGGGCACUGCUUGUCGCCCUAUGGAGAAGCCUGUUACGAGUGUGCGCUGUCCAAAGGGGACGACGAUGACAAAGGUGUGCCUCUUGUAGAGCGAAACCAAACCGGCAGUCAGACUCAGUCUUCCGCGCCAUACCAUAUUGUGCCAGCGAGGACUGGAAGCUAUGGACAGCAUCUUCCUUAUGGAAGAAACCAAGGUUAUGGUCAAAAUCAACUAGGACAGCGUCAGAUCCUACUUGGUGGUCAGUCACAAACUUACAAUCAACAAAAUUAUGGUCAACAAAACUGGCAAGCAGCACCACCGAACAACGGCUUUCAAUUUUCGCACACACCUUCAGGGAAGCAGAGGAAACGACGAUCCACGGGGCAUCGAAUGGAAAAAUUCACCAUACGAAUUCCCACCAACAUCAGCUCAGCUGAGCCAAUCCUAACGUUAGUACCAGUACUCGCGGAAUUCAACGGAACCUUCAACUAUGUCAUUGUUCAUGGUAACACGAGCUUGUUCAAAGUGCAGCAACACAAGGGAGUCUCCUUUCUCUUUGUUAAAACACCGCUCCAUCGAAAGGGCGUCUUCCGUGUGUGGAUUAAAGGCGCCAUGCGCGAGAAAGUGAAAAAGGAAACGGUUUCCAAAGAGACGGGGACGAAAGCAACACAUGGACAAGAAACAAGAAGAAUUAAGAACAAACUUGGACAAGAGAGUGGAAUCAAGACACAACGGCACAUGCCUGGAUAUCACGAAGCCAAAAGGUUUUCGCUCCAUCUGAUCAUCAAGACCGUAUGAACUCAUUACACUGCUUGGGCAUUUUUUUAAAAUGACUUUCUUUUGUUGGUAACGUGUUUUAUUUUGUAAAAAGAUGUUGGCCAUGCAUUUUGUUUUACGUUCGAAGUUAUAUCUAAGUCCAUCUUGCACAGACAUUUUUUGGGUCUAUAGACAACAGCCGUAAAAUUAAAAGAUUUGGAGAAGUAUUUAAGUGAAAGAUUGUCUGCUGCAAAGGUAUCGUGGAGUCCUCUUUCUUUAGUAAAGUAGCUAUCCCCUUUAUCUGCUUAGCUCUUUGCGCCCUAACAUCAGUAUGCAUAUUCUCUAUACAUUUCUCAGGGCGCUGACAAGGAGAAUUUAACCAGCAAUCAAAAGCUUAUUUAGUUGGUGAUCAUUUCCGUCAUUCUUGUGACCUCAUUGUGGGAUUCGGGGGUUAUAUUGCAAGAAGUAAAUAAAUAUCUGCGAAAUUCGCCCGCACCGAAAUUACAA
Messenger RNA from Stylophora pistillata, 9535 nucleotides. RefSeq names its product fibrillin-1. Lineage: Eukaryota; Metazoa; Cnidaria; Anthozoa; Scleractinia; Pocilloporidae. Gene Ontology annotation, molecular function: calcium ion binding. The record is from RefSeq and is a predicted model, not a curated record.